Messenger RNA from Verticillium alfalfae VaMs.102, 1017 nucleotides. RefSeq names its product zinc finger protein RTS2. Bases 1 to 1017 code for a protein of 338 amino acids. Gene Ontology annotation, molecular function: double-stranded DNA binding. Gene Ontology annotation, biological process: DNA damage response; DNA replication. Gene Ontology annotation, cellular component: nucleus. The record is from RefSeq and is a predicted model, not a curated record. The transcript has a single exon. NCBI's taxonomy places the organism in Eukaryota, Fungi, Ascomycota, Sordariomycetes, Glomerellales, Plectosphaerellaceae.
AUGGGCAAAGCAGAGGUCGGCUCGACAAAGCACCUGUCGAACAAGCUCAAGAGCAAGGGCCUCCAGCGUCUGCGCUGGUUCUGCCAGGUGUGCGAGAAGCAGUGUCGUGAUGAGAACGGCUUCAAGCUGCACUCGCAGAGCGAGUCGCACGUGCGCCAGAUGCUCGUCGUCGGCGAGGACCCCAAGAAGUUCAUCAACGAGUACAGCAACCAGUUCCUGCGCGACUUCAUCAUGCUCCUGCGGACGGGCCACGGCGAGAAGCAGGUUCAGAUCAACCGGUUCUACCAGGAGUACAUUGCCAACAAGGAGCACGUCCACAUGAACGCGACCAAGUGGCCCAGCCUCACCGAGUUUGCCAAGCACCUCGGCCGCGAGGGCAUCUGUCGCGUGGAGGAGACGGACAAGGGGCUGCACAUUUCGUGGAUCGACAACUCGCCCGAAGCGCUGCGCAGGCAGGAUGCGCUGAGGCGGAAGGAGGCGCAGGACAGGGGCAACGAAGAGGUGGAACAGAUGAUGAUCCGCGAGCAGAUCAAGAGGGCACAGAAAGCGGCGGGUGUCAAGAGUGACGAUGAGGAGGACGAAGAGGACCGCCAGCUCAAGAGGCAGGAGGGUGAGAAGAUUACACUCUCCUUUGGUGCGAAGCCGCCUGCCACGACCACAGCCAAGCCAGAGGUGACGCCGCCCAAGGACGAGACGUCAACGUCGCCGGCCCCGGCGCAAGAGACAAAGCCGGAGUCAAGUGCGGAGACAAAGGACACACCGGCCGCGAAGCCGUCACUCGGCGGCGUGUCGCUCAAGAUGACGGCCAAGCCGCAGACCAAGAAUGUCUUUGCGCAAGCCAAAAAGAAUGCGUUAGGCAGCGGCAGCACCAAGAAGAAUGCCUUCCAGCAGCCGAAGAAGAUGAGCGAGGCGGAGAGGAUCAUGAAGGAAGACAUGGAGAGGAUGGACAGGAAACGCUCGAGGGACACGCCAGGGUCAGGACCGCCUUCGUGGAAGAAGCAAAGAACGAACAACUAG